AUGCGUAAAUGUAAAAUCUUUGUUGGUUCUUCACAUCCUGAACUUGGCCAAUUAGUUUGUGAUAGAUUAGGUGUUGAACCAGCACCAUGUACUUUGAAAAAGUUUUCCAAUGGGGAAACCUCAGUUCAAAUUGGUGUUUCCGUUAGAGAUGAAGAUGUGUAUAUCAUUCAAAGUGGUUCUCCUCACAUUAAUGAUCAUAUUAUGGAAUUAUUGAUUUUGAUUUCUGCAUGUCGUGGUGGUUCAGCCAACAAGAUUACUGCUGUUAUCCCCCAAUUUCCUUAUUCCAAACAAUCCAAGAUGAAGAAACAUAGAGGUGCUAUUACUGCUAGAAUGUUGGCCAACUUGUUGGUUAUGGCAGGUGCUGACCAUAUCGUUUCUAUGGAUUUACAUGCUUCCCAAAUGCAAGGUUUCUUUAGCAAACCAGUUGAUAACUUAUUUGGUGCCCCAACUUUGGCCCGUUGGAUUCGUCAUCAUAUCCCAGAUUGGGAAAACGCUGUUGUUGUUUCUAAGAACCCUGGUGGUACUAAACGUGUGACUGCUUUGGCCGAUUCCUUGAAGAUCAACUUUGCUAUGAUUCACACCGAUAGAAGAAGAACUCAAGAUGAAUAUGCCAAGAAGAAAGAAUUGAAGCACGCUCAACUUAUUGAAGAAGGUCAAGAUAAUAUUGUUUCUGAGUUGCAAACUGCUAGAGUUAUCAAAGGUCACGUUGUUGAUGAUGACUAUCAACCAAACGGUGCUGCUACAAGUGAACACGCCAAAGAAGAAACCCGUUUGGAUAGCGAUGUCUUGGGUGGAACAUAUGAUGCCACCAAUUCUGAUGAUGAAGAUGAGCCAACUGCUUUAAGUGAAGAGAAGUUGAUCACAUUAGUUGGUGACGUCAAGGGGAAGGUUGCUAUUAUUUUGGACGAUAUGAUUGACAAGCCAAACUCAUUUAUUGCUGCUGCUGAACAUUUGAGAUUAAACUGUGGGGCCAAAGCAGUUUAUGUUGUUGGUACCCAUGGUGUGUUCAAUGAUCACUGUUUGCAAGAUUUGACUGACUCUAAAUGUAUUGACAAGAUUGUUGUCACCAACACUUACCCAAUUCCAAAAGAACAAAUUGAAAACCACAAGGAUAAAUUGGUUGUGAUAGAUGUGUCACCUAUUUUUGCUGAAUGUAUAAGAAGAGAUCAUUUUGGUGAAAGUAUCCUGGUUCUUUUUGAUAGUUUAUCCAGUUUGGAAUAG
Messenger RNA from Candida tropicalis MYA-3404, 1221 nucleotides. Its product is annotated as ribose phosphate diphosphokinase subunit. Gene Ontology annotation, molecular function: ribose phosphate diphosphokinase activity; magnesium ion binding. Gene Ontology annotation, cellular component: cytoplasm; ribose phosphate diphosphokinase complex. Gene Ontology annotation, biological process: purine nucleotide biosynthetic process; 5-phosphoribose 1-diphosphate biosynthetic process; ribonucleoside monophosphate biosynthetic process. The transcript has a single exon. The coding region runs from base 1 to 1221 and encodes 406 amino acids. The record is from RefSeq and is a predicted model, not a curated record. Lineage: Eukaryota; Fungi; Ascomycota; Pichiomycetes; Serinales; Debaryomycetaceae.